Messenger RNA from Rotaria socialis, 1047 nucleotides. The record is from the annotation of a GenBank genome assembly. Lineage: Eukaryota; Metazoa; Rotifera; Eurotatoria; Philodinida; Philodinidae.
AUGAUUGACUUUUUUGAAAUAGGCCGUCAUUCGAAAUCGAAAUCAGCAGGAACAUCAUCAUCGCCGCCUAUUAACGAUCUGUCAUCAGCAACUUCUUCUUCGUCGUCAUCAUUAUUAUCCAAUAGCUGUUCAUCAUCUAUUGAACCUAGAAAAAAGACUCGUUCCUAUAGACUAGCUUCCCCUACUCAAACUGCACAAAACCCUCCUAUAUCUGAUGAUUCAUUAUCGGAAAAAAGUGAACGUUUAUUGAAAAAGAAACGCCCACAUUCAUCAUAUACGGCAAUUGGAGCAACAGAAGAUUCAUCACAACAUGAAUCAUUACGAUCGAUACCACCAUCAGUUUAUCUAAUUGAAUUAAAAAAUAAUACUCGUCCAACGAAUUCAUUUGGAUUAACAAAAACAAUUACUUACGUCUGGAAAAGUAGUUCAUCAAAAAAAGACGAUGAACGCUUAUAUACAUAUCCAAAAUAUACUGUUGAACAAGUAUCACCUAUGAUCGAUCAAGAUCGACGUUCAAUACCAGUAUCAUCUCGUCAUAUUACAUUACAACGUGGUAAAAUAGAUUAUUGGGAAAAUAUGAGAGCAUCACCGGAUUCAGUUUUAACGUCAUCAUGUCAAAAUCAUAUUGGUUCAGCAUCAAAUUUACUUUCGCUUUCGUUCGAAAAUCAACCAAAAGAUGCUAGACAUAAUACGAAUGCAAUUGGACAUGUUAUAUCGGUAACAACAACGAAACGUCGUCAACCAUCGUUAUUAAAUCAAACUCAAAAUUCACAAUGGAAUAUUGAAGGUGAUGGCAAACAACUUCGAUAUUCCAAUCUGAAAUGGUAUAGUGUAGAUCAAUUACAAAAAGAUAAUCGACAUACAACCAAACAACGAAUAAAACGAAAAUAUCAACAGGAACUCCUACACACUUCCGAUAGUGCAACCGAUACAGGAUCAUCAAGUGAUCAACAUAAUCGAUCGGCACCACCCAUUCUUCAACGCACAACUAACACAAAUGUAACGAAUCAAAAUCAUGAAGGUAUGAUAAAAAGAAAAAAAACUUGA